Messenger RNA from Oncorhynchus kisutch (coho salmon), 1917 nucleotides. RefSeq names its product fibroblast growth factor 17-like. Gene Ontology annotation, molecular function: growth factor activity. Bases 216 to 881 code for a protein of 221 amino acids. NCBI's taxonomy places the organism in Eukaryota, Metazoa, Chordata, Actinopteri, Salmoniformes, Salmonidae. The transcript has 5 exons. The record is from RefSeq and is a predicted model, not a curated record.
UUCUGUUGGAGAGGGUCCGUCCUCUCUCUCACUCUGUCGUGGUUAGAAUGGAUAGUUCAGAGUGACAUUCAUUCAUGUCGUUAUAGAAUGUGUUUCGGGUGUUGUCGGUCUUCCCGUUCAAUGAUACAGAAUUCCUAGCUGCAGACUAGUAAUUAAUAUCAAAGACCUGUUCUUUUUCUGUCGGUAUCGAUAGUCUAAGAGUUUAACCACAUGGGAUGGUUAAAAGAUUCAGCAGUCUGGUCUCAACCUUGGCCCUCUCCUUAUCGAGAUCUUUUCAUUUCUUCGUGUUGUGGUGCCAUGCUCAGGGGGAGAAUCACCCGUCUCCUAAUUUUAACCAGUAUGUGAUGGAGCAGGGCGCAAUGACGGACCAGCUUAGUCGGCGACAGGUCAGGGUUUAUCAACUAUACAGCCGGACCAGCGGGAAGCACGUCCAGAUACAGGGCAAGAGGGUCGCCGCUACUGCUGAGGACGGCAACAAUUACGCACGUCUCUUUGUAGAGACUGACACCUUUGGCAGUCGGGUUCGGAUCAAAGGUGCAGAGAGUGGACGCUACCUCUGUAUGAACCGGAAGGGGAAACUGGUUGGAAAGCCUGAUGGCAGAAGCAGGGAUUGUAUCUUCACAGAGAUUGUUCUGGAGAACAAUUACACUGCCUUCCAGAAUGCCAAGUAUGAGGGUUGGUAUGUGGCUUUCACCAGGAAAGGGAGGCCCAUCAAAGCCUCCAAGACGAGGGAGAACCAGAGAGAGGUCCAUUUCAUCAAGAGGCUACACAAGGGCCCACUACCUUUCCCCAACAUGGACAGAAUCAAACAAUUUGAGUUUAUCAGUUUUCCACCCCCCCGUCGAGCGAAACGGAACAGGAAAUCACAGACUGCUGCCUAGUACAGAACAAAUCGGACUAUUAUUGAGGAAAAAUUUAAAUUUUAUUUUUGUAUGUUUUUAAUAUGUGGAAAUACUUAAAAUGCGAAAAAGUCUAAAGUAAUUUUGUUGUAAAAUGAUCCCAUGUAAAUCAUGUAAGAGAGUAAAUGAGAUUUAUGUAUAUAUUUAAUAUGACAGUGUGUAUGUAUGUGUUUUCUUUUGCUUUUUGAUUGGUCCCGUGACAGAGUGGGUAUUGGAUAGGUACAUUAAUAAACAUGUUCAGCUUGGUUAUCACAAAACUUAAGCGUGACAAAUGCAACAUUUGACCUUUAGAUCAUCUCUCUCAUUUGAUAUGAGAGACUAGUGCUGAAUUUGAUUUCUAAGUUAAGAAAAGCUCUUCAGAAAUGUACAGGAAGUAGUAAUGUUCUUGUUUCACAGAUCAGUGUGUACAAUCAGUGCAUAAAGAAAAUGUAUCCAGUAUAAAAAUCUGUAGCCAAGUGGCAUACCAUUCUAACGAACUGCUAUGCCAAAACAUGAUUUAUUGCUCAGGUAUGAUUCUUUAAAUCAGGGGUGUCAAACUCAUUCCAUGGAGGGCCGAGUGUCUGUGGGUUUUUGUUUUUUCCUUUUAAUUAAGACCUAGAAAACCAGGUGAGGAGAGUUCCUUACUAAUUAGUGACCUUAAUUCAUCAAUCAAGUACAAGGGUGAAGCGAAAAUCUGCAGACACUCUGCCCUCUGUGGAAUGAGUUUGACACGUGCUUUAAAUAAUCCACCUACCAAUAUGUAGCCUAGCUACUGUACUUAUAGUCAGAAAUAUGAAAUAAUUCGCUUACUAUCAAAGUGAGACAUGUACUGAUUAUACUUAGUCAAUUCCAUGCUAUUAAUUCUGUUGCUUAGCCCUACUGUUUUGUACAAUUACGUAAAUGCUUCAUUCAACAACACCAAUCAAACCAAUUCCUAACGCCAUUAAUUUUCUGUGUAGGAUGAACUUGUCAUGAUUCCAAAUGAUCAAUCACAUGGAUUUAUGGCACUGUUAUGACAGAUCAAAAAUGAUAUAGCCAC